Messenger RNA from Gongylonema pulchrum, 366 nucleotides. NCBI's taxonomy places the organism in Eukaryota, Metazoa, Nematoda, Chromadorea, Rhabditida, Gongylonematidae. The record is from the annotation of a GenBank genome assembly.
AUGAAUCCAACCGGUUUAUCGUUACUGCGAGCCGUCUGUAUAGCGGGGCUUCUAUCACUUCUUCACUGCGCAUAUUCUGCUGCACAGCAGCCGUUCACACGAUUACCGUUGGAUAUUAUACUGCAGACGGUUGUGAGCUUAAUUGCGCUUGUUUACAGUGCUACUUAUAUUGCUGGCGAAUUUCAGCCAAUACGCUCAGAUAUACAGAAUCGCACAAAAUCAUGGGAUACGGUUGGAAAUUGCCCGUCUUUUUAUACUUUCACUCAUCGUGCGAAAACCUUGUCACCGUCUUACAGUGCGGCUGGUCACCACUUCGGCGAUUCUGCCUGGGUUAGCUUUUAUAUUUUACUAUCUGAAUUGAAGUAA